Entrophospora sp. SA101 is the source of this 1320-nucleotide messenger RNA. NCBI's taxonomy places the organism in Eukaryota, Fungi, Glomeromycota, Glomeromycetes, Entrophosporales, Entrophosporaceae. The record is from the annotation of a GenBank genome assembly.
AUGAGCAUAAAUCUUAAUUUAGGAACUCAUUCUAAAGCUCUUUUUUCAACAUAUCAAGCAGUACUUACAGGAGAUAAAAAUACAACUUGGGUUGUUUAUGGGUAUGAUAAAGGAGGAAAUGAUUUGAAGGUCAUAGAAACUGGAGGAGGUGAUCUUGAUGAGUUGCAAGAAGAAUUUGAUGACGGAAAGAUUCAGUACGCUUUUGUAAGAGUAAUAGAUCCUAAUACAGAGCUGCCCAAAUUAAUUCUUAUAGGAUGGUGUGGUGAAGGUGUGCCUGAAUCAAAGAAAGGUUUAUUUAAUUCGCAUUUUAAUGAUGUAACAAAAUUUUUAAAGGCUGAUGUUGAUCCUGCAUACAUUAUGAAACGUAUCAAUGAAAGUGGUGGAUCCAAAUAUUCAAUAAACAUUGAUAAACGUCCACCAAAAAAAGGAGAGCCUAUCUUACCAGUGCAUUCAGUCUAUCAACCUGAGAAAAUACCUGAUAUUACUGCUUUACAAAGAAAGGAGGCAAAAGGAUUAUUAAAUUGUACAUCAAAUAUAAAUAAUACCGGCUCAAUAAAUUAUGAUUCGAUCAAUUUAACCAAAGAAGAAUAUCAUCAUAACAAGAAAGAACAAAUAUUCAUGGGACCUCAACCACCACCAAGAAGAUCACCAGCAGAUAAUGCUGAUGUUGAUCCUGCAUACAUUAUGAAACGUAUCAAUGAAAGUGGUGGAUCCAAAUAUUCAAUAAACAUUGAUAAACGUCCACCAAAAAAAGGAGAGCCUAUCUUACCAGUGUCUUCAGUAUAUCAACCAGUACAGCUUCCAAAGCCAAAACCUCUUGCUACACUUGGUAAAGAUGUCACAUACGUAAAGCCUGGAGAUCAUGUUAUUACUACGUACAUUCCACGUUGUGGUAAAUGUGUAUAUUGUAAUAACAAUAGCACUGUUGUUCUUGGAUACUAUCAUGGAAAUGAAAGAGUUGACGAUAAUAAAUUGCCACCAUUUGGUCAAAAAAUAGCAUCAAGAAUUCAAGACACCUUUAAUAAUGCAAUUGCUAAUAUAAAACUAUCACCAGAAAAACCAGAAAUAGCAAUUCUGCCAUAUAUUUUUAAAGAAAAUCAGUGGCGUCCUGAUAAUAAAGCAAUUUCUACGAAAACAACGGAGCCUAUAUUUAAAUUUGAAAAUUCAGAUGUGGCUAAUUUGACAGCUGAAUCAAUUCUUGCAAAACAUUUUGAACAUUUAUAUGACUUUGAUGAACAUUUAGAAAAUAUAGAAUUGGAUUGGUUAACUAAUACAAAAGUUACACAGUUAAUUGAUAAUGGAACUAAAAAAAAUAAAUAA